Gorilla gorilla gorilla (western lowland gorilla) is the source of this 177-nucleotide messenger RNA. RefSeq names its product small integral membrane protein 30. The transcript is spliced from 2 exons. Bases 1 to 177 code for a protein of 58 amino acids. Lineage: Eukaryota; Metazoa; Chordata; Mammalia; Primates; Hominidae. The record is from RefSeq and is a predicted model, not a curated record.
AUGACCAUAAAUAGUUCUAAAAUUGCCUUAGUCCUCAUGUCACUAUUUUGGUGCUGCCUGGGUGAAGCAGUAGAAGCCGGUGAUGCAAUCGCUCUCUUGUUAGGUGUGGUUCUCAGCGUUACAGACAUUCUUGCUUGCUUGGGUGUAUAUGCACGAAAGAGAAAUGGACAGAUGUGA